Molecule: messenger RNA, 2400 nt
Organism: Rhododendron vialii
Lineage: Eukaryota; Viridiplantae; Streptophyta; Magnoliopsida; Ericales; Ericaceae
Exons: 2
Coding region: 1-2400 (799 amino acids)
Source: RefSeq, a predicted model, not a curated record
AUGAUUCAGAAAGCUGCUGUAGUCCAUUUCCAAAAUAACUUCGGAGAAGCAAGGAAGGUGAGACCAACGCUAGGGGGACAGUUUCAGAGACAUUUGCCCGGUGAUGUAUCAUUACAAUUGGAAAGACCGUUUGAGGAAGGGGAAAUUGUGGCGGCUCUAAAAGGGUGUAACAGUCUAAAGGCUCCAGGUCCGGAUAGUUUCAACUUCUCGUUUAUCAAGAAAGGGUGGGAAUUCAUGAAGGACAUCAUAACUCAAUUCUUCUCAAAAUUCCAUCGGAAUGGAAAGCUCACGAAAGGUAUUAACUCUACUUUUGUAGCUUUGAUUCCUAAGAUUGAUUGUCCCACUACCUUUAAGGAUUUUAGGCCUAUAAGUAAGGUGGGAAGCAUUUACAAGAUCCUAUCCAAAGUGUUAGCUAAUAUGCUUAAAGAAUCGCUAUCUACUAUCAUUGGUGAGGCUCAAGCUGCGUUUGUUGGGGGUAAACAAAUAUUGGAUGGGUUCCUGAUUGCCAAUGAAGCUAUUCAUAGUUGGAAACACUCUGUUCAAGGAGGUCUCAUUCUUAAAUUGGAUUUUGAAAAAGCGUAUGACUGUGUAAAUUGGGGUUUUCUACUUUAUAUGCUUAAGAAGGCAGGUUUUGGGGAUAAGUGGUGUGGGUGGAUCAGAGAGUGUUGUUCCACAGUUUCUAUGUCUGUUUUGAUUAAUGGGUCAGCUACACAGGAGUUCCAAACUCAGAAAGGAUUGAGGCAGGGGGACCCCUUAUCUCCUUUUUUGUUUAACGUAGUAGCUGAAGCACUCAAUAUUUUGUUGGAAAGAGCUCAAGAGAAAAACAUAAUUAAAAGCGUCAAGCUAGGGAGUAAUGGAGUGACUAUUUCUCACCUUCUGUUUGCCGAUGACACAAUCCUUUUUUGCAACAAUGAUUUGGAGGAGAUGGGGAACAUUAAGAGAAUUCUCAGGUGCUUUCAGUUAAUGUCCGGUUUGAAGAUCAACUAUUCUAAAAGCUCCGUUUGUGGUGUAAAGAUUCAGCGGGAGGAUGUUCAAGCACUUGCACAAGUGAUGGGGUGUAGGGUGGAAUCUUUGCCAAUUAAAUACCUUGGGCUUCCGUUGGGUGCUAAUCCGAGGAGAAUCAAAACGUGGGAACCUGUCCUAGAACGAACUCAAAAGCGGCUAAGUAUUUGGAGAACGAGAACCAUCUCUACCGGGGGCAGGCUUACGCUUAUCAACCACAACUCUAGCACUCUGCCUAUUUAUUUCAUGUCCCUCUUCAAAAUGCCAGUGGCAGUUGCAAAAAUGCUGGAGAAGUUACAAAGGCAAUUUUUUUGGGGAGAUACACCGGAUAAAAAGAAAAUGCACCUGGUCCAUUGGGAGAGGAUUACUGUAAAGGUUGUUCGUGGGAAAUAUAAUCUGGAUCGGAGGAGUUGGCUCCCAUAUACUCCACUCUCUGGAUCAAUUUCUAAUAUAUGGAAGGACAUAUGCUCAGUUGGGGAAAAUGACUCGGUUCUUGGGUUUUCUAUUCGGGAGGGGUUCAAAGUGCAAGUAAACUCUGGCUGCGAUACAUUAUUCUGGGAGCAUAUGUGGUUGGGCAAUACUGCGAUUAAGGAUGAAUUCCCAAGACUAUAUGGACGUUCUACCCAACAGAAUGAGGUACUAAGUAAUAUUUGUGGAGGAGGGAGUCAGGGUGACUGGAAUCUGUUGUUUAGGGGAUCUUUGCGUGUACGGGAGCAUCACCAAUUUGAGGAGUUGAAACAAAGAUUGAAUGGGGUGACCUUAGAUCCUUCAAAAUCUGACUUGAUGCAGUGGAACUGGACGGCAAACAAAAUUUUCUCUGUUAAGUCGGUCUAUCAGAGGUGGGAAAUGCAGUUGCAAUCACGCCAUACUACUCUGGGAUCGGUGUGGAGAAAUUUGAGCCCUCCUAAAGUGGAAAUCUUCUCAUGGAUGGCCAUUCAGAAUAGAAUUGCAACACGGUCGAUUCUUCUUGAUAGGAAUCUAAUCCCCGAGGUUCACUUGGCUACAUGCCCCUUGUGUGCCCUUCAUGUGGAAACUCCUCAACACUUGCUAUUACAUUGUCGAUUUUCGUGGGUGGUAUGGUCUGAAAUUCUAAAUUGGUGGCACAUCCAGUGGGUUUGUCCAGCCUCAUUGGAAGAGUUAGCAAGUUGGUGGUUUGGGAAUAGAUUCCGAAACUUGGAGAAAAAUAUUUGGGAAGUGUGUUUUUUUGCAACGUUAUGGUCAAUUUGGUUAACGAGGAAUGGGUAUAUCUUUAACGGGAUAACAACUGAGGCUCUGGAGGUGGCGGACCUAAUUAAAACUAAGGUAGCCAUGUGGAUGAAGGCCAAAUUUGACAUCAAGCUCUACACGGUAGAGGACUUCAAAGGAUAUUUGGAUGGGAUCCGAAAAGUGAAAAUGUAG